ACAAGUCAAAACAGAGUGGAAUCUCCUCAGAGCAGCAAGAGUCCUUAUCAAGUCAGGAGCAGCAGAAGCAAGACGGAAAUAUCUCUCCAUCGGGAGGAAGAUGAAGCUAACAGAGAAACACCUCUACUGGUUGAUGCUCGUCAUCCCUCUGUGCUGCCUUGUGGACACCGUGAAUGGGAGGAAAGUGGACAACGACACAGUUGGGGGCCAAGCGAGGACCAGACGGCUCUUUGCGAGACGAAAGAGUUCACCGCCUGCGGAGGGUGUCAGUCCUAAACGCAAGACGGAGGUCGUGACCCCCGUGCGCCGCUGCAGCCUCCAGCGGGAGACCUGCUCCUCCUCUGUGCCGUGCUGCAACCCCUGCUCGGCCUGCCGUUGUCGCUUCUUCAACACCGUCUGCCACUGCUGGAAGAUGAAUCCUCCAUGCGUGAAGAUGCGUAAAACCCCGCGGAUGCGUAUUGGAGUGUAGGCGCCAUGGAGCCAUAUGCUGUAUGGCAAUGUACAGUACAUAUACUAUACUGUACAUUCUGUGUACUGGCUUUCUCUUUACUUCUCUUGUCUACACUUUUUAGUCCCAAAAGUAUAAUCAAAAACAAAACUGACACAAUAAUGUUUAGCUGUGGUAUGCAAUAUGUAUGAAUAUGUGAUGUAAAAAAAAAAAAUCAUACAUCAUUUCAGUGGUAACUCGGUUUUUCUAAGUGAUCCAUUCCAAAGGAUUUGAUUAAAUCCCAGUCGCACAAAAUUGAAAUCAAGUUUUACGAUAGGAAAUAUUGCAAAUCCAAUUAAUAAGAAGAUAAUAAUAAUAAUAUUAUUCAUUAUUAUUAUUAUUAUAAUAGAAGUAGGGAGGUGAAUCUUACUACAACACGAUUCUGAUUAUUGGGGUGACGAUUCGAUUCAUAAUCGACUCUCGAUUUAAACCGAUUCUUGCAAUAUAAUAUAUGGUAUAAAAAUGAUGACAACAAAUUUUCAAAACUUACACGUUACAAAAGCUACUCUUGGCUACUUGCUUAUGACGUAUACGCGUAGAGAGUAAGCCGGAGAUGGGCGGAAAAAACAAAUUACAAACAUAUGUAUAUGUAAGUAUAUAUAUACAGUAUAUAUAUACAUACAUAUAUAUAUAAAUUAUAUAUGUAUGUAUAUAUGUAUAUACAUAUAUACUGUAUAUAUAUAUGUUUACAUAAAUAUAUAUACACAUAAAUAUAUAUAUAUAUACACAUAUAAAUGUGUGUGUAUAUGUAUAUGCAGUGUUUCCCCCAGAAAAUAUGUGGGAGAGGGCGUCGCCCGGGAUAGGCAGCAAGACGGGGAAGGGGGUGGGUGCCACCACAGCCUAGGCGGGCAAUAGACUACAGACUCUGAUUACAUUGAACACAUUGUUUAUUAAAAAAUAACCAAAUAACAAUAUCUUAUAAUGAAUAAAAAUAUUAGAGAAAUAAAGAAGCCUACAAUUUUCUUGUUAAGACGUUAGUUUAGGCGGUGGCUCUUUGUUGUUAAGUUUGCCGCCGUAACAGCAGAACGCUGCGGGAAACCCUGAUAUAUAUAUAUAUAUAUAUAUAUAUAUAUAUAUAUAUAUAUACACACAGUAUAUAUUAGCAUACAUAUAUACACAUAUAUAUACACAUAUUUACAUACAUACAUAAAUAUUUGUUUUAAUUAAUAUUUAUACUGAUUCUAAAUUUUCAA
Messenger RNA from Nerophis lumbriciformis (worm pipefish), 1680 nucleotides. The record is from RefSeq and is a predicted model, not a curated record. NCBI's taxonomy places the organism in Eukaryota, Metazoa, Chordata, Actinopteri, Syngnathiformes, Syngnathidae.